This is a messenger RNA of Entelurus aequoreus (snake pipefish), 1691 nucleotides long. RefSeq names its product THAP domain-containing protein 10-like. The transcript has 4 exons. The record is from RefSeq and is a predicted model, not a curated record. The coding region runs from base 32 to 865 and encodes 277 amino acids. Gene Ontology annotation, molecular function: sequence-specific DNA binding. NCBI's taxonomy places the organism in Eukaryota, Metazoa, Chordata, Actinopteri, Syngnathiformes, Syngnathidae.
CUGGACAUCUGUGUUGGUGAAUCUUUGAACAAUGGAGACAGCAAAGAAGAAAGCUGUAGUUUGGAACCGGUGUAUUGCGGCCGGCUGCAGCAACACAAACACAGACGGUGUUACAUUGUUUGCAUUCCCGAAAGAUGACAGUCAAGCUUUACGAUGGAACAGAGAGGUCAAGCGAACACGGUUGGAUUGGACCACACACACAAAGUACAGUGUAUUAUGCAGCAAUCAUUUCGAAAGAUCGUGUUUCGAAGAGGGUCCCUUGCUUAGGGCAGAGAUGGGCAUCGCCACCCCCCGUCGACUGGUGCUGAAGAAAGGGGCGGUGCCAACUAUUUUCAACAGACCAUGGCCAGACAUCAGUGGCAGUGUCACUGUCAGUGCUCCCAGUGCCAGUGCUUCGACAAGUUCAGACCACCCCACCCCCUCCUCAAGUGGACAGACCGUGCACAUGAGGUCUGCAUUUGCCAAAAGGGAAAGGAAGAGGACAAUAGAUCAGAUCAUGGCCAGUACGACUACGGCAUCAGUGGCGGACGCGGUGGAUGAACCAAUGGCAAUGGCACUGGAUUUGCCUGAUGAGGAGGGCGAUCAAGAUCAGGGAAAUACAAUAGAACAAGGAUGCCAGACGAACUGGGUAGCGAUUGGGACAGCACCAACGGCAAUGACUAGUAGCAAGAGCACCCGAACAGGGAAAAUACAUCAUAGAUCAAAGGAACACCAGGUGACCCCAGAGAUCCUCGAGAGGGUUAGAGCUCGGCCAGCCAGGGUUUGUGAAGUCCCAUCGUCAAGUGUGGCAGCUCCAUCUGACAGCCCCGAGAUGCAGCCCAACAUAGCAACUCCAGGUGCGUCUGGAGUGCAAGCCAAGCUAUGACCACCUCCUGCAUUGUUUGAUGAAGGACCAGCGUCAAGUCCCGCUGUUAGUGGUUCUUCCGAUGUCAGCUAUGUGCCGAGUGGGUCAUCGACAUCGGAUCCGUGUCAAGCCAGGGUGGUCUAUGAUGCACGUCUCCACCCCUUCCUGCUCCAUUGUUCUGGCCACUGCCUCUAGCUCAUGACAGCAGGCACACUCAGCCACUGUCUCCAUGUUCCCACAGUUGUGACAUGUACACCUGGAAAUAGAAAUAUUCAUAAUAUUUGUAAAUCAAAUCAUAUUAUUGACACCUGCAAUCUGCAUACAUGUGCAAUAAUUAAUAUUGUCAUUGUCUUGUUGUGGAUCUUAUUAAUCCAUAUGCAUAUUUUUAGUAUUGCCGGUAUAUGGAGCUGUGGCCCAUAGAAAUAAUGGGUAAUUAAUUAGGUUUGACAUUGGGUCAAUGAUAGAUACUUAGUCUAUAGAUAGGCCUGGGCUUGGGGUGUAAGUUGUAACACUAACAGUAACAGUGCAAGACUAGGCCACAAGCUAAAACUAGUCUACAAAUAAAUAACAUUUUACCAUUCUGUAUUCUGAAGGCGAUCUAUGUUGUGUGCUACUCCAGCAUCAAUAUCAGCAGCGUCCUCCUGACCGUCACCGUCAGCGUCGGGUUCAAAGCGGUAUGGCUCUAUAAUUUGUUGCGGUUGGGCCUGGCCGAGUGGUCCUGCCACGCCCACGGCUGCCACGGCGCCUCUCACAGCAUCUUCCCUAUCUGAAUCGCUCCGACUGCCCUCUAGUCCUUCACUCUCACUUUCCUCAUCCACAAAUCUUUCAUCCUCGCUCAAAUUAAUGG